Molecule: messenger RNA, 798 nt
Organism: Paramecium tetraurelia
Lineage: Eukaryota; Ciliophora; Oligohymenophorea; Peniculida; Parameciidae
Exons: 3
Molecular function (GO): microtubule binding
Source: RefSeq, a predicted model, not a curated record
AUGAUUAAUAAUACAAUCAAAUCCCUAUUUCAUUCAUCUAAGACAGCACAAUCCUCAAAUCAGUUUCACAACAGAUGUGUCUGUGAAAUAUGCAAAUGUGGAAAACAUCAUUGUCCAAUUCACACUGAUAAUAUGCAUGGCGAUUUCUAGUCUACAUUCUAACAUGACUAUUAACCAUGGAAAUCGAACAAAUAAAGACCAUUCAAUUAUGAUAGAUAACCCUAGUAACAUUCCUAUGAUCCAUCUACUUUAAAGAGUUAAUAUUAGAGUGAAUACAUUUAGAGACCAUUGCCAGAAAGAGAAACGAGAUAAUUGCCAGAAUUGCAACCUUCUUAACCUUUCUCGAGCUUAUCAGACUAUUAAACUAAUUAUUAGAAAUUUCCAUUGCCAAUGAAACGUGGUUUAAUAAAGCAACCUUAUAAGUCAGCCCCUAGAUAAGUACCAUGGAAUACCACUUAUGGUGUAGAUUUUAUCUAAAAACCUGUUGGAGGAUCUGAAUAAUUCAAACCAUAAGUUAAAGAUGGUCCGAAUGUGAACACUGAUUUUGGAUCUACGACUUAUAAGACAUCAUAUGUGCCAAAACCAAUAAGCAAAUAGGAAAGAUGUAGAGAUCCAGUUUAACGUAACAUUAAUGGAGACCCAGGAUAAAUUGGAAAUUCUACUUAUUAAAUGGAUUAUAUAGAAAAAUAAAGAGAUGAAAAUUAUUGUCCAAUCCUUGCAUUACCUAGAAGACCCAAUCAAUUAGGAGGAGGAAAGUCACAUCUUAAUUAUGAUGCUGUUAGAAAUAGAUGGAUUUGA